GGGAAGCCCAGGGCUUGGAGGCGGCGGCAGGAGAGAGCGGCGCGGCCAUUUUGUCUUCCUCCGAGAGGGCCGCUGGAAGGCCUGCGGCUGGUGCCUGCUUCUCGCCUUUCUCUAGUUCGGUAGCGCCACCGCCAUGGGCCGGAAGAAGAAGAAGCAGCUGAAGCCCUGGUGCUGGUAUUGCAACAGGGAUUUUGACGAUGAGAAAAUCCUUAUACAGCAUCAAAAAGCAAAGCACUUUAAAUGCCAUAUAUGUCAUAAGAAACUGUAUACAGGACCCGGUUUAGCUAUACAUUGUAUGCAGGUGCAUAAAGAAACAAUAGAUGCUGUUCCAAAUGCUAUUCCUGGAAGAACAGAUAUUGAACUGGAAAUCUAUGGUAUGGAGGGCAUUCCAGAAAAAGACAUGGAUGAAAGGAGAAGAUUACUUGAACAAAAAACUCAGGCAGAGAGCCAGAAGAAGAAACAACAAGAUGAUUCUGAUGAGUAUGAUGAUGAUGAAUCUACAGCUUCAACCUCAUUUCAGCCACAGCCAGUACAACCACAACAGGGAUACAUGCCCCCAAUGGCACAACCAGGAUUGCCUCCUGUGCCAGGUGCACCAGGAAUACCCCCAGGUAUACCACCCUUGAUGGCAGGUGUUCCACCAAUGAUGCCAGGAAUGCCUCCAGUUAUGCCAGGAAUGCCACCUGGAUUACAUCAACAGAGAAAGUACAUGCAGUCAUUUUGCGGUGAAAACAUGAUGAUGCCAAUGGGUGGGAUGAUGCCUCCUGGGCCAGGAAUACCACCUCUUAUGCCUGGUAUGCCACCAGGUAGGUCAGUGAUGUCGAACUCGUACUGUGGUAUGCCACCACCUGUUGGUCCUCGCCCUGGUAUGCCUCCCAUGACACAAGCACAGCCUGUGACAGCACCAGGCAUUCUUAAUAGACCUCCAGCUCCUGCUGUAGCAGCACCCUCCCCACAGCCUCCAGUUACGAAACCACUUUUCCCCAGUGCAGGACAGAUGGGGACACCUGUCACAAGUUCAAGUACAGCUUCAUCCAAUUCAGAAAAUCUGUCAGCAUCUUCUAAAGCUCUGUUUCCUAGCACAGCACAAGCUCAGGCAGCUGUUCCAGGACCAGUGGGUACUGAUUUCAAACCUUUGAAUAAUACACCUGCAACAACCACAGAGCCCCCCAAACCUACAUUCCCUGCUUAUACACAGUCUACAGCUUCAACCACUAGCACAACAAACAGUACUGCAGCUAAACCAGCUACGUCUAUAACAAGUAAGCCUGCUACCCUUACAACAACCAGUGCAACCAGUAAGUUGAUCCAUCCAGAUGAGGAUAUAUCACUGGAAGAGAGAAGGGCACAGUUGCCCAAAUAUCAACGUAAUCUUCCUCGACAAGGACAGGUAUCAAUGGGCAAUCCAUCAGUUGGAUCACUUGGAGGUAUGAUGCCACCACAACCUGGAAUUCCUCCUCAGCAGCAGGGAAUGAGACCUCCUAUGCCUCCUCAUGGUCAGUAUGGUGCUCAUCACCAAGGCAUGCCAGGAUACCUUCCUGGAGGGAUGCCUCCAUAUGGUCAGGGACCUCCAAUGGUGCCCCCUUACCAAGGUGGACCUCCUCGACCUCCAAUGGGAAUGAGACCUCCUGUAAUGUCGCAAGGUGGCCGCUACUGAUGCUACUACACACAGUCUAAUAGGUUUGGAGAUUAAACCUUUUCUCAUCUUGUGCUGUUAAUAUAGCCAAGCUUCCGUCAGUUAAGGCUUCAUUGUGACUUUAAAAAAAAAAGUAUCUUCCCACAUGCAAGGAACUAUUGGACAUUCUUAUUUUACAUGGGAAAAAUUUAUUUGGAAUAAUAAAACAGGAACUUUUCCUGAUGUUGCAAUUUAUACUGUAUGGCUUCUUUUUCAUGUUUCAUCUAGGUUUUUAGAAGUGAAGUAUAGUAAAUAUGGUUCGUUAAAUUGUGAAGGCGCUGGAAUUACAUGAACAUACCAUCUUAAAGGCAAGUUCUGUAACAUUAUGUUGCUAUUUGUAAAGUGAUGCCUUCACAGCACUUCAGGUGCUGUUGGACUUCAUGUCCCCAACUUAGCUUGGUGAGGGCUGUAACUAUUCCCAACUACCUGUACAUUUAAAAGUCUGAACAUGUAACAAUAUUUAAUGUAUUUAGCGUUCCUCCUGUUGCAGGGUUUAAGUAAACUGACCCAAUAAGGUCGUGUGACUUUUCUGUACUGUUAUAAACUUCAUUGUAAUAAAACAAGACAAAAAUUUA
Molecule: messenger RNA, 2250 nt
Organism: Trachemys scripta elegans
Lineage: Eukaryota; Metazoa; Chordata; Testudines; Emydidae
Gene: ZNF207
Product: zinc finger protein 207
Exons: 12
Coding region: 134-1657 (507 amino acids)
Cellular component (GO): nucleus
Source: RefSeq, a predicted model, not a curated record